AUGCCGACAAAUACAAAGUUUUGUUCAAAAUGGUUGCAAAACUCAGAUAAUACUGGUAGAGUGAAUUCUCGAUGGCUUAAACAAGGUAAAACUUCUAGUUCAUUUCAAUGUAUCGUAUGCAAUUCAGGUAAUUUUAGUUGUACUAAUGGAGGAUGGGCUAAUUUAAAGAGGCAUUUUAAUCGACCAAAACAUAUUAAAUGUAUGAAAGAUGUGUUUGAUUUUACUUUACUUACAACAUCAAAUAAUCAAUCAUUACUUUUAUCGAAAAAUAAGAAUGAUAAUAGUACAUGUGUAGGUACAGGAUCUAUUGAUAGAAAUACAACGAGAAUACCUUUUGUUAUUGUUGAGAUAGAACAACGAGCAUUAACACAUGAUGAUAAUUUAGUGAGUGCAACGAAAAUGUUGAAAGAAGGAAGUACAAGACUUGUCACGGUCGUAAAUAGUAAAGAUUUAAUUGAUGUUAGUACAGCUAGAUUACUUGUAACUGCUGCUAAUGCUAAAUUAUAUAUUUUGAAAGCUCAAUUACUUGAGAAUAGUGAAAAUUUAAACCGAUUGAGAAAAAACAGAAAAAUGAAUAAUGAAUAA
Molecule: messenger RNA, 585 nt
Organism: Adineta steineri
Lineage: Eukaryota; Metazoa; Rotifera; Eurotatoria; Adinetida; Adinetidae
Source: the annotation of a GenBank genome assembly